GUUGCUAUAGUUACACGGCACAAAGGGACGGGGAUUCAUGAACAAUUUAACUACACUUCACGCUACCGGAUUAACAAUGUAGCUGUCUAUUUUUGUUUUGUUUUGUUUUUUAAUCACUUUAAAAACUCCUAUAAGUGGAGUAAUGCCUCUCAUGAAGAAACCCCGGAAAACUGAGCCACUUAUAAAAGUAGUAGAUAAAAAGGCUCAGAAGAAUGGACUCCGCCACACCAUCUACAGCACAAACGGAGACCAGUACACCGGAGAGUGGCGGGAUAACAUGCGACACGGAGAUGGAACACAAGUAUGGAAGAGAGCUGGAGCUGUGUAUGAAGGUGAAUGGAAACAGAAUGUGCGUGAUGGCUAUGGGGUGCUGAGCAAAUUGCGGCCAUCAAUGAAUGAAUAUGUAAAAGUUUAUUCAGGAACAUGGAGAAAUGGUAAGAAAGAGGGCUUUGGGACAUAUUUCUACAGCUCAUCAGCACGAUAUGAGGGGGAAUGGGUGGAGAAUAAGAGGAGCGGAUGGGGGAGGAUGAAUUAUGAGAAUGGAGAGGUGUAUGAAGGAGAGUGGCUGAAGGAUAAACGCCAUGGUCAGGGUGUGCUGUGGCUUGUGAAUGAAAACAGGUAUGAGGGCAGCUGGAAGGAAGGGAAGAAACAUGGACAUGGAUGCUUCUUCUACGCCAACAGGGGUCAGCUAUAUGAGGGCUUCUGGGUAGACGAUGUCCCGAGGUGCGGGACAGUGUGUGAUUAUGACUGGAAGCAUGCACACACACCACCGCUGUACCCGAUCCCCCCGGUGAUGCUGCAGGAUGUUCAGUCAGUACUGGUGGAGGGACGCGGCCGUUUCUGUGCCAGCAGAGAGGAUUAAAAAAAAAUCAACUGAUGAAUCCUGCUGUCUGUCUGUCUGUCUGUGCAAAUUCCACACUAUCAAAUCUGAUGUGUGCAGUUUGGCAUGUGUUUCAGCCAUGAGAACUGGACCAUGCUUCUUUACAUGUUCAUAUAUUUGUCUGAGAGUUAUUACACCAAUAACGGACCGUUUGUGUGCCUCAAAAUGUAGCUUCUGUAAAUUUAGCAAAUGUCACAUUGGCAGAUUUAAUACCUAACAUUUGCUAAAUUUACAGUCGCUACAUUUUCAUGGACACAAAUGGUCCGUUAGUAGGGUAGUGACUAAAUUCAUCAAACGUUUUAAUACAAGACAAAGAAGGAACUGUAAUUUUGCAUGACACAAGAACAGGAAAUCACGGAUAUGGUUUGUGCGCCUAAUAAAGUGGACGGUGAGCGUGUAUAUAUAUUAA
This is a messenger RNA of Ictalurus punctatus (channel catfish), 1289 nucleotides long. RefSeq names its product MORN repeat containing 3 (gene morn3). The transcript is spliced from 5 exons. NCBI's taxonomy places the organism in Eukaryota, Metazoa, Chordata, Actinopteri, Siluriformes, Ictaluridae. The record is from RefSeq and is a predicted model, not a curated record. Bases 143 to 862 code for a protein of 239 amino acids.